Messenger RNA from Nipponia nippon (crested ibis), 981 nucleotides. Its product is annotated as histone H1.01. Lineage: Eukaryota; Metazoa; Chordata; Aves; Pelecaniformes; Threskiornithidae. The record is from RefSeq and is a predicted model, not a curated record. Gene Ontology annotation, molecular function: structural constituent of chromatin; DNA binding. Gene Ontology annotation, biological process: nucleosome assembly. Gene Ontology annotation, cellular component: nucleosome.
AUGUGGCCAACUGGGACCUGCCUCUACAUGUGGUUAGGCGGGCUCUGCAAAGCACCAAUCACAGAUCACCGCUUCGCUAUAAAUUCAGGCAUCGGGGUUACUGUAGCCCAAUUACUUUCUUUUGAUUACGCUCCCGCCGCCGCUCCCGCUGUCGCGGCCCCCGCCGCCAAGGCCGCCGCCAAGAAGCCGAAGAAGGCGGCGGGCGGCUCCAAAGCCCGCAAGCCGGCGGGCCCCAGCGUCACCGAGCUGAUCACCAAGGCCGUGUCCGCCUCCAAGGAGCGCAGGGGGCUCUCCCUCGCCGCGCUCAAGAAGGCGCUGGCCGCCGGCGGCUACGACGUGGAGAAGAACAACAGCCGCAUCAAGCUGGGGCUCAAGAGCCUCGUCAGCAAGGGCACCCUGGUGCAGACCAAGGGCACCGGCGCCUCCGGCUCCUUCCGCCUCAGCAAGAAGCCAGGAGAAGUGAAGGAAAAAGCCCCGAAGAAGCGGGCAGCCGCGGCCAAGCCCAAGAAGCCGGCGGCCAAGAAGCCCGCCAGCGCUGCCAAGAAGCCCAAGAAGGCGGCGGCGGUGAAGAAGAGCCCCAAGAAAGCGAAGAAGCCGGCGGUCGCCGUGGCCAAGAAAGCGGCCAAGAGCCCCAAGAAGGCGACCAAGGCUGCCAAGCCCAAAAAGGCGGCGGCAGCGGCGAAGAGCCCGGCCAAGGCGAAAGCGGUGAAGCCGAAAGCAGCCAAGCCGAAGGCGGCCAAGCCCAAAGCGGCCAAGGCGAAGAAGGCGGCGCCCAAGAAGUGAAGUGUUGAAGUGGACAUACUUAAACCCAACGGCUCUUUUAAGAGCCACCCACUGUUGUCCGAAAAAGGGCUGAUACACUCCGUCACCGAGCUCCGUGCCUGCAUCAGAGCUAACCACACGCCGCUAGCCGUGUGGGACGUUCGUCUGUGAAGUGGAUGGGACGCUAAGACUUGGAAAAAUAAAGUUUACAUUCCCUGC